Molecule: messenger RNA, 1141 nt
Organism: Tetranychus urticae (two-spotted spider mite)
Lineage: Eukaryota; Metazoa; Arthropoda; Arachnida; Trombidiformes; Tetranychidae
Molecular function (GO): oxidoreductase activity, acting on single donors with incorporation of molecular oxygen, incorporation of two atoms of oxygen; iron ion binding
Source: RefSeq, a predicted model, not a curated record
AAUCAAGCAACAGUUUACCAAUCAAUAACUUUUAUUCAACUGUUUCUAUUAAAAAAAGUGUUAUUUAUUCACUCAAAUAAUAGAUUGAACCAUCAUGUCAAGAAUUACUUGUAUUUUUGCUUUUUGUGUCUACCUCGUUAUUGUUACAGCCGAUCCUGACAGACCAGGUAAAUAUUUGAAGCAUGAUCGAACAGUAAUCAACUGUGCUCGAUACAAGAGAGAAGCCAAUCAACAUCAAUGUGUACUCUCACCGUUCAACACCGAAGGCCCUUAUUUCCUACCCGAUGAUCUUCAACGAUCUGACAUCACUGAUGGUCAAACUGGUAUUAAGUAUAGUCUAACGAUCGCUUUAGUCAAUUCAAAUGACUGCUCUCCUUUAGAGAACAUGUUCGUUCAUAUUUGGCAUGCUAGUGCUAUUGGUGAAUAUUCAGGUGUUGGAAAAAUGGGUCCUCCUCCUGGUCCAAAUGGUCCAGGAGAGGAACACGAUUUCCAUGGACAUGAAGGUUUUGGAGGGCCUGGUGGACCGAAGCAAACUGGAAAAGGAAGAGGUGGCCGUGGACCAAAGCCCCCACAAGAAGGUAGAGAAGGCAAUAUGCCACGACCUACACCAGUCAGUGAUGAACGUUUCCUUCGAGGUUAUCAAGUAACUGACCAAAAUGGAUUUGUAAACUUCAACACUAUUCUUCCAGGUUGGUAUGCCGGUCGAGCUACUCACAUUCACAUUGAAGUUUAUCCACGAAACACAACUGAACAAAGUGCCAUCUCUUAUGUUGGCCAAAUCUUCUUCCGAGAAGAUCUACCAGAAUCACUCAAGCUAUUAGAACCUUAUUCAAAGAACCCAAAUCGUAUCACUUUGAAUGAAGAUGAUGGUAUCUACACUAAUGGUCAUGGUAAUGAAACUACUGCUAAACUUGAAGCUGUCGACUCAUUAUCAUACAAAAGUACCAUGAUAUUCGGUAUCGAUCCUGAUGCUCACACUAAAUCCCAAGUUUGAUCAAAUAUGAAACGUUUAAAAGGUAAUGAUGAAUGAUUAGGUCCAGGCUAAUUGAUACUAAAUCUAAUUCCAAUAUAACAAUUUUCGACUAACUUGUAUUUGCGCAACAAAGAUAAAAAUAAAAUUAAAUUGCACUUAAGAAAAGCA